AUGAACAAGCCGCCGGAGCACGAGUACAUGCUGGGGGACGAGAGCGACCGCUCGCUUAACGGUUCCGGUGUUCAAAAGCCGCCUUCGAAGGAAUGGGUCCCAGACUGGCUGCGUAAGGUCCGGCUGUUCGCGCUGGCUGCGUACUGCAUCAUCUUCGCCAUCGUAUUGGAAGCGCUGGACAUUACAAUCCGACGACACCAUGGCCUGGCCGCAGACGACAAACACUCCACAAGCAUCAAUGCUGCUCGAUACGUUCCCACCGUGGGCAUCGUUUUGCUGGGAUUCGCAUGCAAAGCCGUCGCCAGCGACGCCAAGAGAGUCACACCAUGGGCAUCCAUGUCCCGCAAAUGGUCCAAGAGCUCGCAUUCGGUUGCGCUCGAUUACAUCAACAGCAUCGAAGUCUUCUCGAUUUUCUCUUCUGCGCGGAGGGGACACUGGGCCGUGUUCGUGGGCUUGCUCGUCUGCUUCAUCUGCGGCGCCCUGGUCGCUGUUGCCAACGCUUUGACCUACAUCAACCUCUUUGCCUCAUCCUCGGAGCCCGGAACUUUCAACAAGGCAACCACGUUCGACUUUGACGGGACUUUGGAGAACACUGGGAACGAAUCGCUGUCGAUCGCGUACACGUAUGAGGGCCAACAACCCUACGCUGCCGUGUAUGCCGAACUACUGCCCAACGGCCGGUCUGCUGCCUGGACCAAGGAUAGCUACGUCUUUGAAUCUUUCACCAAUACCUCCCAACUCGCCGAAAACACUACCAUCGAGGCGCCCACCAAAGCAUUUCACACUGGCUGGACCUGUCAUCCCCUCAACCUUGAGCAGAAGGACAAGUACGACUAUGGCAUCUACUUCAGAGCGGACGUGAGCAAACAGCCUGAGUUGAACUGCAGCCAAGAUGUGCAGAUGAAAUGGCAAAACGGCUUUGAUGUGAAUAAGAAGACGUUGGGGUUUUUGAAUGUCACAGCGUGUAAUGACGACGGUUCGGACCUACGGCUUGUCUCGAUACUCGGGGAGAGAGUCAACGCCACUGUAGUGAGACCGAAGAACGACACGGACACGUUCAACACAACCGUGGUCGGCGUCCUGUGUUCGCCUUUGCCCACUCUCCAGGAUGCCACAGUGCGAGUCAAUGCGUCGACGGGUGAGGUAAUCCAGUAUCAGCUGGGCUCAUCGGCUCCCUCUCCGGCGGACAUCAAGACAUCGAUGAACGCGCUGUACAUCUACUUGAACAACCCUGUGGACGGUUGGACUCAAGAGGCCUUUGCCCACAACUACUUGGGAUGGACGUACAACACAGAGCCCCAAGCAAAUCUCACAUAUGUCACCAUGGCUGCAUCUUAUUUUGUCGAGCAGUAUUACAUCGACCCCUUUUCAUCCCUCCUCACGAAUGACCAGGCAGCCUUGGAAAUUGGGUCGUACCUGGGACAGCCGCAGAAGCUCAAGGCAGCGGUAGAGCAGCAAGCAAACAGAAUCAUGGCCCAGAUGGUCAACUCACUGGCGCGGACCAACCUUACUGGUAGCGUGGACGGAGAACUUUGGACCGCUGGACCGAAGAUGUUUCUCCGUCAGGCUGCGUUGCGGGCUUUGCAAGGCCUCUUGGUUUUUGUUGCCAUCAUCAGCAUUUUGCAGAGCACUCUGUUGCGGCCGAAGACGAUUCUGCGGGAAGACCCGGGCUCGAUCGCAGCGAAAGCCGUCGUUCUGGCCUCGUCGGCCAAAUCGGUCGAAAAGACGUUCGCACGAGAAGCCGUCUCGUCCGAGUCUUCGAUGGACCACGUAUUGGCAACCAAGGCAUGGCGGCUGCAAGCGGGCGCCAAUGGGGGAAUCAUGUUGGAGGCCACAAAGCCAGACCAGCACCAGGCUCUUCACCCUGUUCCAUCACAUGCGCCUGGCACGAAUAACCACGAGGGGUUCCAUCCGGUUGCACUUCGCGUAUGGGCAAAGCUGGGCGUCAUCGCAGCAACCCUCCUUGUCAUGGCUGCGCUGGCUUUGCUCAUGGCGCUUUCGCGGGCUCGCGAUGGUAUCUGCAGAGACACUCCAAGUGUUUCAGACGCAUUCGCCUUCGUACCGACUGUGGUGCUGCUGAUUCUGGGAUAUGCUUGUUCCGGUAUCGACGGAGCUGUGCGAAUGAUGGCGCCAUACAAGAGCCUGUGGAAGGGAUCGUCGGGAAGAAAGCAACCGCUUCUGUUCAACUUCCGCGACUAUCCGAGCAUAAUGGCUCCUAUUCGUGCCAUCCGGAACGGCCUCGGGCUCGCCGUUGCUGUGUCUUCGGCUGUCAUUCUCAUCAUCCCAGCAAUCAAGAUUGUCACUGCCGGUCUCUACACGGUCACGCUCGUGCAGACGACGUACAACAUCCAGCCCAUUGUGGAUACGAGCUUCGUCGACCACCUCGAAGAUACCUUUUCGCUCUCUCCGGAUACAUCGUCCGAGACUUACAGCUACCUGUCGAACUACGGAGUAGACCUUACAAUGGAUCUCAACGCCAACGUGCAGACAGCGUCUCAGUUCACCGAAUGGACAAUGAACCCCGACUUCAACAUUCCGGUGCGGUCGGGCAUCCUCGAAAACCUCGUCUUCAGCAACCUCACCGAUGUCGGCAAUUUCAGCGUCGAAGGGGUGGACCUGUCUGCGGGCGAGAUUACCGUCAAUGUUCCGGCGCUGGCUGUUGACGUGACGUGCAAAUACGUCGAGCCGGUGCCGGCUGCAUAUCGUCAAAACUGUUCCGACGGGCAGCCCUAUUUCACCUUCUAUGCCAUGUGCGACACUGCCUACUGCAACAGCACCCUGAAUGUCACUGAAUCUUCUUCCAUCAUCUCCUUCAACAAGAUGGAUGCCUACUCGCAAGCCAAGUGCCAAAACGCCACCAGCCGCUUCCUAGGCUCAACGUUCAUCACCAACACGACGGCCUUCUCCAACCACACGCAGCUCGUCACGGCCGACAUGUUCAACAGCACCGGCGUCCCCUACUUCCGCGCCGCCGUGUGCUACAGCAACCUGACGCGCGUCACCGUCGACACGACCUUCUCACGCAAAUCAACAACACUGACAGCCACAUCACUGAACUCGACCAACUCGUCGACUACGACGGCAUGGAACCCGAUCCGCUUCGACCGCGCCUCGCUGCGCACCGAGUCGGUCGUGGGCGACAAGCCGUACUGGCUCGCGCCGCUGUCCAAGACGAAGGCGUGGGACCACUACGACCAGUACGACCAGUCGUCCGACACUCCCGGCCUGCUCGACUCGGAGGACCUGUGGCCCACGCGCGGCAGCAGCACUUCUUUCUUCGAGCUCCUCGCCGCCUACGCCACGUACAAUCUAAACAACCUGACCGCCCUGCUCAACCCGGACGACUUCACCGCGGCCGCCGAGGCCGUCUACACGUCCUACACCACCAACAUGCUCACCGAGCUCCGCCCCUGGGCCCUGAACGCCUCCACCACUGCCUCAUCCUCCUCCUCGAAGCAGCGUAGAGCGGCAGUAGGCACAUCGCUACCGAACGGCCGCCUCGCGGUGCCCGAGUCGCGCAUCAAGCAGGACCUGCCGUCGACCAUCGCGCUCGAGGCCUGCCUCGCUGUCAUGCUCGCCUGCUUCGUCUGGGUCGCCAUCCGUUUUCCCAACGAGGCCGUCCUGCCCAAGAGCCCUGGCAGCAUCGCCGCCGCCGCCAGCCUGCUCGCCGGCAGCGCGCUGGUCGGCGAUUUGAGGCGCAAGGGCGUGAGCGGGGUGGGCGAUGUGCAGGCGGAGGGGUGGAAGGGCGCGGCGUUAGGGUGGUGGGGUGUGAGAAGGGAGGAGAAGGAGGGGGAUGGCAGUGAGGGCGAGGAGGGUGGUGGUGGUGUGCUGGAGGGGAGGGAUCGGAGGUGGGGGAUUGAUGUUGGGGAGGGCGUUGUGAGGGGGAGUUGGAAGGGGUCGGAGGGGAGGGCGGUGGAGGGUGCGUGA
Molecule: messenger RNA, 3927 nt
Organism: Lasiodiplodia theobromae
Lineage: Eukaryota; Fungi; Ascomycota; Dothideomycetes; Botryosphaeriales; Botryosphaeriaceae
Exons: 3
Coding region: 1-3927 (1308 amino acids)
Source: RefSeq, a predicted model, not a curated record